UGCAGCCCGGUAGGGUGGAACUGAGACAACUGUCCGGCUCUCCCCUGAGAAUGAUACAAAGUAAAUAUAGGAGUUCCUGAGAAAUAACAGUGUGAAUGAGAGAGUCUCUCUGCAGUAUUUAGUGUCCAGUUGUGCUGGCUCCGAAGAACAGCAGCAUCGCAAUGCCCCCUCCUGCUGAUAUAGUGAAGGUGGCAAUCGAAUGGCCGGGUGCCUUCCCCAAGUUGAUGGAAAUCGAUCAAAAAAAGCCACUGUCCUCUAUAAUAAAAGAAGUCUGUGAUGGGUGGUCUCUUGCAAAUCACGAUCAGUUUGCACUGCAGCAUGCUGAUAGUUCUAACUUCUACAUCACAGAAAAGAAUCGCAAUGAGAUAAAAAACGGAGCAAUCCUUCGAUUAACAACAUCUCCAGCUCAAAAUGCACAGCAGCUCCAUGAGAGGAUCCAGUCUUCUAGUAUGGAUGCGAAGUUAGAAGCUCUGAAAGACUUAGCCAACUACUCACGGGAUGUUACAUUUGCCCAAGAAUUUAUAAACCUAGAUGGCAUUUCUCUCCUAACACAAAUGGUUGAAAGUGGCACAGAACGAUAUCAGAAAUUGCAGAAGAUAAUGAAGCCCUGCUUUGGAGAUAUGUUGUCCUUUACACUGACUGCAUUUGUUGAGCUGAUGGAUCAUGGGAUUGUAUCGUGGGAUACAUUCUCUGUGGCAUUCAUUAAAAAGAUAGCAAGCUAUGUGAACAAAUUUGCCUCAGACAUCUCUAUCUUACAACGGUCACUAGCAAUCCUGGAAUCGAUGGUGCUCAAUAGCCAUGACCUGUACCAGAAGGUGGCACAGGAGAUCACAAUUGGGCAGCUAAUCCCUCAUCUCCAGGGGACAGACCAAGAAAUCCAGACGUAUACCAUUGCAGUAAUAAAUGCACUUUUCCUUAAAGCCCCGGAUGACAAGAGGCAGGAAAUGGCAAACAUUUUGGCACAAAAGCAGCUCCGCUCCAUUAUCCUAACUCAUGUUAUCAGGGCACAGAGGGCCAUCAAUAAUGAAAUGGCACAUCAACUUUAUGUUCUCCAAGUACUUACAUUUAACCUUCUGGAAGACAGAAUGAUGACAAAAAUGGAUCCACAGGAUCAGGCUCAACGGGAUAUCAUAUUUGAACUACGAAGAAUUGCGUUUGAUGCAGAAUUGGAACCUAACAACAGUAGUGGCAGUAUUGAGAAACGCAAAUCUAUGUAUACUCGAGACUAUAAAAAACUUGGAUUUAUUAAUCAUGUAAACCCAGCCAUGGACUUUACACAGACUCCUCCAGGAAUGCUAGCCCUUGACAAUAUGCUGUACUUUGCUAAACAUCACCAGGAUGCUUAUAUACGGAUUGUCCUGGAGAACAGUAGUCGAGAAGACAAGCAUGAGUGCCCGUUUGGCCGAAGUAGCAUUGAGCUCACAAAGAUGCUGUGUGAAAUACUGAAAGUAGGAGAGCUACCCAGUGAGACAUGCAACGAUUUCCAUCCCAUGUUCUUCACACAUGACAGAUCGUUUGAGGAGUUCUUCUGUAUCUGCAUUCAGCUCUUGAACAAGACAUGGAAGGAGAUGAGGGCAACUUCGGAGGACUUCAAUAAGGUAAUGCAGGUAGUGAAAGAACAGAUAAUGAGAGCACUCACUACCAAGCCUAGCUCACUGGAUCAGUUCAAGAGUAAGCUUCAGAAUCUCAGUUACACAGAAAUACUGAAAAUACGCCAGUCUGAAAGAAUGAACCAGGAAGAUUUCCAGUCUCGUCCAAUUCUGGAACUGAAAGAGAAGAUUCAGCCUGAGAUCUUAGAACUGAUCAAGCAGCAACGUCUUAAUCGACUUGUGGAGGGCACCUGCUUUAGGAAACUGAACAGCCGACGUCGGCAAGACAAAUUUUGGUAUUGUCGACUUUCACCUAAUCACAAGGUCUUGCACUAUGGAGACUUGGAAGAAAGUCCCCAGGGAGAAGUACCCCAUGAUUCCUUGCAAGAUAAACUGCCAGUGGCAGAUAUAAAAGCUGUUGUGACUGGGAAAGACUGCCCUCACAUGAAGGAGAAAGGAGCUCUUAAACAAAACAAGGAAGUCCUAGAGCUUGCGUUCUCUAUAUUGUAUGACUCAAGUGGCCAGCUGAAUUUCAUUGCUCCAGACAAGCACGAGUACUGUGUAUGGACCGAUGGGCUGAAUGCCCUCCUUGGGAAAGAUAUGUUGAGUGAUUUGACACGAAACGACUUAGAUACGCUGCUCAGCAUGGAGAUAAAACUACGCCUCCUUGACUUGGAAAAUAUACAGAUCCCAGAUGCUCCUCCACCUAUCCCAAAGGAGCCCAGCAACUAUGACUUUGUUUAUGACUGUAACUGAGGCUGCCACUGAAACUUGCUUCAAAACUGGAAAUAUUAUAACUGGAGAGAUAUUAAAAAAAAGAAGAGUGUGUGAGAAAAACAGAAACCCACUUGUGCACCUUGGAUUUUGGCUUUGGGGAGGGAUGUAGAAACAUUUGCAUUCUUCCCCACUCCCUGCAUCCUUUCCUUCCCCAUUCUCAUCUUCCCCAUUGCUCAUCCAAAUCCACAUUGCUUUAAUUAACUUUUAAUUGCAGGCCAUUGGCCUUGCUUAAGGCAAAGACUGCCACUAAGAAGCACCCUCUCAAGGACUUUUUUUACAUUUUUAAUACUGGAAUAGACAUUCUUAACUGAAGGACAACGCUACCAAACCACAUGCCUCUGGCAGCCACUUGUCAGAGCGGAGGCUCUAACUGGAAGGAGGAGGGAGGUAGGGAGAAGAAGCAGCUACUGUAAGCAGAAGAUUUCCCCAGAUACUCCCAAGAGUUUGUUCACAACUGAAUUCAAUGCAAUGACAAAAACAAAAACAAACAAACAAAAAAAAAGUUAACUGCUUCCCAGUACUCGCACCGUUCAUCGCUGUCAUUCUCUCCACUGUCAUCUCAGCUCUUGUCACUGGCCUUCACCCAACCGAUCAGCUCUCAGAAAGGAAAGUCUGCAGGUUUUUGCUGUACCAUAUGCUGUGAUGCCGCAACAGCUUUUAACUUCUUUUCCUCCCAGCUCUCAAAUAGCCCUACACUAGCAGUCCACUAGCACAAACUGUUUAUGAAGCCACUAGUGUGCCCUGUCCCUGUAGCAUUCCCUAAGCCUCAACUGCCUCUAAAAUUGGCUUGUUGCUACUCAGAGUUACUUUUAUUUUCUUGGUCCAAAGUUCAACAGUAAUUUCCACAAGUUAAUUACAACUACCAGACAUUUCGGUUUACAUUGUUGUCAUUGCUACAGUGUUAAAAUUUGCAAGGAUUUUCUUUUGUACGGGUUCUAAUUUUAUUUUAUUUUUUAUUUUGCCAGACAAAUAUAUUUAAUGAAAACUAAUUUCAUUGUGAGUACUUUUGGGAAACAAUAUUUUUACUUAAUUUCCAUUUGGAACACUUGCCCUGAGGGGAAACACCAAUAUUCCCUUCAACUUUGCUGUUGAAUAAAGAUCUGAGUUGUGAUGAUUCUUGGAA
Messenger RNA from Meleagris gallopavo (turkey), 3489 nucleotides. It is a transcript of the gene ELMO1, whose product is annotated as engulfment and cell motility 1. Gene Ontology annotation, cellular component: guanyl-nucleotide exchange factor complex; plasma membrane. NCBI's taxonomy places the organism in Eukaryota, Metazoa, Chordata, Aves, Galliformes, Phasianidae. Gene Ontology annotation, biological process: cell motility; actin filament organization. The record is from RefSeq and is a predicted model, not a curated record.